CUGUACAGCAAACUGAAUUUACUGUGCUUGGUUUUGUAAUUGCCAUGGCUGGUUCUUGGUCAAUUCGUGUGAUAAUUACAUUAAUUAUGUUGGAGCUCAUUGCAAAAGUGGAAGUUCUACAUAUGAACGAACUACCGCUCACAAAAUCUCUAGGAUUUGAUAUGAGAGGAAACAUAAAGAAAACGUUGGAGGAUGCCCAACUUAAUCGAGAGUUAACGGGUUUAUACCAGGAUGUGAUAAAACUUAGUGAGGAGUCUUACAAAUCUUCGGAAAGGGAAGAAAACAGACUGAGAAGAAUAAUAGGGGGUGACGAAUUUGAUUUAUUAGAAGACGGGUUGAGCAGGCAUCGUAGAGGAAGAUCUUCUGUGAAGUCAGCGGCACUGCAGAGGCGGAUACGUUCCCAGGCAAUCCGGCGCGAAAAAUUGAAUAGUCAAGGAUUGAGAAAUCAUGUUACACAUACGAAAUUAUCAGUUACAGAUUAAUCUGAAUCUACGAGUGAAUAGGUAAAUAAUAUAUAAUUAAAAAAUAUAUUAAAUUUUGGAUAGACAGACAGGAACCAGACCUUGGAGUAUUC
Achroia grisella is the source of this 574-nucleotide messenger RNA. RefSeq lists its product as uncharacterized. NCBI's taxonomy places the organism in Eukaryota, Metazoa, Arthropoda, Insecta, Lepidoptera, Pyralidae. The record is from RefSeq and is a predicted model, not a curated record. Bases 45 to 482 code for a protein of 145 amino acids. The transcript has 3 exons.